AAUCAUUCAUCCUGCAUUUUAAGAGGUUAUCAUGAAUACAACCUCAGAGAUCCCAAACCCCAGUGCACGCUCACAUUAUGACGUAAUCCCGUGAAAGAGCACGCGCUCUUCUCAACAAUGUCGACCACCAAAACAGAGCAGACGCUCCGCGCGCCUCCGUCCAUCAGAGCUCGAGCGGAACCGAGCAAAUGAAAGCGAAAUCUCAUCGCGGUGCGAUCAGGAAAGUUUAGAGGAGGACAUGGCUGCUCAAGAACCCUCCCCCCCGUCCUCCAUAGAGAACAACAAGCCCGGGUUCCCAAAGAAGAUUCUGGCCAUCAAACUUGAAGACAAACAUUUAUGCAACUGCUGUCAGAACAUUUUGAGGAGACCGUUCCAAGCGCAGUGCGGCCAUCGCUUUUGUUCUUACUGCUUCAACCGGACUGUUGGAUCAGGACCACAGAAAUGUAAUGCCUGUAUCAAGGAGGACAUCUUCGAAGAGCCCACGUCCAUCCUCAAACCAGGCUGCGCGUUUCCCGACAAUGCUGCCAGAAGAGAAGUUGAAAAUCUUCCAGCUGUUUGCUUCAACGAAGGCUGCUCCUGGAAAGGCAGUAUUAAAGAUUAUGAGUUGAGCCAUGAAGGGAAGUGUGAGUUCAUGAUUCUGCCGUGUCCCUUGUGCAAAGAGCUCAUUAGACUGAACGAACAGGAGCGUCAUAAUGAACGCGAGUGUCCUGAGAGAACGCUCAACUGCAAGUACUGUAAAGAACCAUUUCAUUUCAAAAACAUCAAGGUAAGCGAGCGGUCUGACAAAAGCGCCAUACAUUUGAAGGAGGAAAAAGGCAUUUCAUGUUACAAAAUAAUGUUUUCACAGGCCCAUGAUGAGAUCUGCCCCAAAUAUCCUAUGAUUUGUGAAGGAUGUGCGAAGAAGAAAAUCCCCAGGGAAAAGUAUGUUGACCACAUCAAGUUCUGCAGCAAGUUCAGGACUCCAUGCAGAUAUCAUGUGGUUGGCUGCGACAUUUCAGUGGAGAAGGAGAAGAUCCACGAUCACGAGCGUGUCUGUGCUCACGAACAUCUCAACCUGCUGUUGCACUACAUCAUGAGCAUGAAGGUCUGUCUGGAGGGUCUGCAGCCCCAAAGCCUGGAGCUGGCCGGUCACAAAGCACAAGAGCUUCACCAGGCGCUCCGAGACCUAGAGACCAGAGUCAGUCAGCUGAACGGACCGCCCGUGCAGGGGGUCCCCUCCUCUUCAUCCUCAUCCUCGUCCUCCUCUGCGCUUCCGACCACGCUGCCCACCUCCUUCACCCCUCUGCCCAGCUCGGUGGGCGCAGCGCUGGAGCUCCAGCUGCACAGCGAGAAGACCAAGGUGGCAGAUCUGGGCCGUCGCUGCCAGGAGCUGGAGGUGAAGGCGGGGACGUUUGAAGACGUGGUCUGCGUGCUAAACCGAGAAGUGGAGCGCUUCGCAACCACCAUGGAGGCCAGCAACCGCCAACACAGACUCGAUCAGGACAAAAUCGAGGCUCUUAGUAACAAGGUGCGUCAGCUGGAGCGGCAGGUGGGUGUUAAAGACCUGACUGUGGCUGAAAUGGAGGGCAGAUUGCGGGAGAUGUCUGCCACCACGUUUGACGGCGUCUUCAUCUGGCGGAUAGCAGAUUUCACUAAAAAGAGACAAGAUGCCAUUGCUGGACGGGCGCCUGCCAUGUUUUCACCCGCAUUUUACACAAGCAAGUACGGCUACAGGAUGUGCCUGCGGAUUUACCUGAACGGCGACGGGACGGGACGGGGAACGCAUCUCUCGCUGUUUUUUGUGGUCAUGAGAGGGUUGAGUGAUGCGCUGCUCAAAUGGCCCUUCAACCAGAAGGUCACACUGAUGCUGCUGGACCAGAGUAACAGAGAGCACAUCAUCGAUGCUUUCCGUCCCGAUGUCACUUCCUCCUCGUUCCAGAGGCCUGUAAGCGAGAUGAACAUCGCCAGCGGCUGCCCGCUCUUCUGUCCACUGUCCAAGCUGGAGGGCAAGAACUCAUACAUACGUGACGACACCAUCUUCAUCAAAGUCAUCGUGGACCUCACUGGCCUUUAAAGUUUUCUACUUUCUUAUACGCUGCCUCUGAUGGAGAAUCUUCUUCACCACAGCAGGAGAUUUAUUCCAUGACGUCUGUUUUGACACGUUUCCCUGCAUGUGUUCAGCCGUCACAAAAGCUGCACUGAUGCACAGUUCCCGAAAGGCUCAGUAGAGCUCUAUAAUAGGAAAAAGAGUCGUGAAACACUGGGAUUGAACGUGAAGUCCGGUCCAGUUGCAUAGUGUAGAUCAUAAUGCAAAAUAGAUCAUACAGAAAUUAGAUGUUUUUUUUUAUUUGACUCGCUCUCAGAACAUGAUAGAUCACAGAUUUGGAGAAAUGUAGCAUUGCAUCACUUGCUAACCAGAGGAUGCUCUGCAGUGAAUGGGUGCCGUCAGAAUGAGAGUCAACCAGCUGAUGAAAACAUCACAGUAAUCCACACCAAUCCAGUCCAUCAGUUAAUGCUAGUAAAGUAAAAAGCUUGACAUUUGUGGAAAACAAACCUAUUAAGGUGUUUUUAAUUUCAAAGAAGUCCUCUAUCCAUAAUAAUGUGGUCAGAAUAAGGAGAGAAAUAUGCAUAGAUCAAGCAUCCAAAACUGUUUUAUGCAAAUAUGUGGGUGGAUUUUGAUGUGAGAGGACAACAGGAGAUGGACUUUUCCACUAAUGGAAGCAUGAUUAUGGAUUAUGGACUAUUUGUAUUAUCUUUUUCAAAGUCGGAAGCAACAGUUUAAAGUUAAAAAUGUCUUAAUGAUGGAUUUGUUUCUUACAAACACACAGCAUUUGGCUUCUCAAGACAUUAACUGAUGGACUGGAGUGGU
This is a messenger RNA of Carassius auratus (goldfish), 2848 nucleotides long. Its product is annotated as TNF receptor-associated factor 2-like. Gene Ontology annotation, biological process: regulation of apoptotic process; positive regulation of canonical NF-kappaB signal transduction; tumor necrosis factor-mediated signaling pathway. The transcript has 10 exons. Gene Ontology annotation, cellular component: cytosol; plasma membrane signaling receptor complex; cytoplasmic side of plasma membrane. Bases 239 to 2053 code for a protein of 604 amino acids. Lineage: Eukaryota; Metazoa; Chordata; Actinopteri; Cypriniformes; Cyprinidae. Gene Ontology annotation, molecular function: ubiquitin-protein transferase activity; zinc ion binding; tumor necrosis factor receptor binding. The record is from RefSeq and is a predicted model, not a curated record.